Molecule: messenger RNA, 1815 nt
Organism: Pieris macdunnoughi
Lineage: Eukaryota; Metazoa; Arthropoda; Insecta; Lepidoptera; Pieridae
Source: the annotation of a GenBank genome assembly
AUGGCGGAUUGGUCGCAUUUUGACCGCGAAAUUGGGUGUUUUGAAUAUCCAUACGGAAACCAAAUUGCAACUACAUCACAGGAGUAUCCAUCGCCAAAUUUCACCGUGCUCCUCACGCCACCAGGGAAACCCUCUGAGUGUUAUGGAAGGGGAGACAGUCCUCGUGAACUUCGGAAUAAGGCAGAGAAGCAAAGAAGGGAUAAGAUGAACAAAUCAAUUUCACAUUUGGCAAGUUUGGUGCCACCGGUGGCGAUUCCUGCUCGAAAAAUUGACAAGACUAGCGUACUGCGACUUACUGCACAUUACUUACGCUCACAUCAAUAUGUCUUUGGAGACAGUUUAGACAGGGCGAGAAACAGUAAGGAAUUCAGUUGUGAUUUUACAAAAACUCUUCUAAAAACGUUAAAAGGAUUUCUCAUAACGGUGACCUAUAAAGGUCUAUUUGUGGUCGUUUCUCCAAAUGUAGAGGAAUAUUUAGGUUACAGUGAGUUAGACUUGCUUGGUCACAACAUAUAUAAUUUCGUACACGAAAGUGACCAGGCUGUACUGAGGGAGCAAUUGACACCACCUAUGUAUAUGUUGGGAUCGAAUGGCCGAUUACUGAUACCCGACGAUCCAGAUGGAAAGAAGAAGGUCACUGAAGAACUCGUCAAUGAAAAACGGAGUUUCAUUGUUCGAUUUAGGCGACUUAAUCAGCAGAGAUCGGGACCAAUACAUUUCUUGUCGUGCCAUAUAGAAGGAACCUUCCGAAAAGCAGAUAAGGCCUGCCCAAAUUACAAUAAACACUGUCACAUUGUCCGCCGAGCAAGAUAUAGAGGUGAAAAGCCAACUUCAAGUGGAAACGACAUUGUAUUUAUUGGCAUCGCCCGACCGGCAACAGAGACAUUUAUGACAGAGAGAUUCCUUGAGUCUUUUAAAAUGGAAUAUCGCACCCGUCACUCAAUAGAUGGACAAAUCAUUCAAUGUGAGCAACGCAUAGCCCUGGUCACAGGGUAUAUGACACACGAAGUUAGUGGAGUGAAUGCGAUGAACUUUAUGCACCGAGACGACGUGCGAUGGGUCAUUAUAGCUCUGCGUGAAAUGUACGAUGAAAAUCGGCUCUAUGGGGAGUCUUGUUACCGGCUGAUGACCAAAAACGGACAAUUUAUUUAUAUGCGAACCCGGGGACAUUUGGACGUUGAUAAAAAUACGAAUGCCGUUACCAGCUUUGUCUGUACUAAUACGGUAGUUAAUGAACGGGAGGGAAAAGAACUCAUCCGUUUGAUGAAGAAGAAGUUUAUGCUACUCGUGAACAAUGGUGACACUAAGGAGUUAGAUGACAUCAAUGUUUCAGAGGAAAAUAGUUCAAGCCUACCCGUGGAAGAUCCCGAACAACUGCAAGAAGUCAUUCUCCAUUUAGUUACUAAUUUGCCCUCCAGAGAUAAUACGGACAAUGUACUUGAUUCACCUAAUGAUAUCAACUAUACACGCUUAUCAAUAAUACCACCACAGCGUGAUAGGAUCCUUAACGCUAUUCUAAGGAGCAGCUUUGUUAUAGGAAACGCGAACCAUGUGUCCGAUGGCAAUUCUGAAGCUGGUUGCAGUGGCAAUUCCCAAAUAACAUAUAACAACCCCGAUGAAGAUACCGAACCACCGACUAAGCUACCUAAAAAUUAUGACGACAUAUCUGAUGAAAGCCUUAUGGAAGUCUUGAAAUUGGAUCCCAAUGAUCAGUUAAAAAUUACGGAGAUUGACACACACGGUAUUAACUACAAGGACGUUUUGGAGGAGGCCUAUCACAAUAAAAAAAUGUAUUUCAACAAUAUUAACAAUUAG